This is a messenger RNA of Pseudocercospora fijiensis CIRAD86, 696 nucleotides long. RefSeq lists its product as uncharacterized. Gene Ontology annotation, cellular component: mitochondrion; cytoplasm. NCBI's taxonomy places the organism in Eukaryota, Fungi, Ascomycota, Dothideomycetes, Mycosphaerellales, Mycosphaerellaceae. The transcript is spliced from 2 exons. Gene Ontology annotation, biological process: iron-sulfur cluster assembly. The annotation marks the transcript as partial. The record is from RefSeq and is a predicted model, not a curated record. Gene Ontology annotation, molecular function: 2 iron, 2 sulfur cluster binding.
CCAGCAACACGACGAUGCGCGCACUGCCUCAAAGCACAACGAUGUCCAUUCUCCUCCUUCCGACCCAGAGCAGCGUCGUCUAAGAGGCCUCUUAUGACCGAGUCAGCACAUCGUCCGCAAACAUUAGAACCUGAAAUGCCGCCACCCAGGAAUAGUGGCACGCCGGAAACGAGCAUAACCAAGAGCCACUCGCAGACUUGGCCACCUACGUCUCCCUGGCAGAGAAAAGAUGCGAAGCCUGAUGCAGCAUUAGUGGAAGCGGAGGCACAGAAAAGCAAGGCUACGGCGGCAUCGACAUCACAAUUCUCGACUGCAAAGCCAUCGACGACUCCGGAAACUGCCGCCAAGCCCAGAAAAAGCAAGCUGAGGCCGAGAAAGGCGCCCAUCACAUUAAGUCCGAAAGCGGUGGAACAACUGAAGGAACUCUUUGAACAGCCCGAAAGCAAGCUCAUUCGGAUAGGCGUUAAGAACCGAGGCUGCAGUGGACUAGCGUAUCAUUUGGAGUAUGUGGAUAAACCUGGAGCAUUCGAUGAGAUGGUGGAGCAGGACGGCGUCAAGGUUUUGAUUGACAGCAAGGCAUUAUUCAGCAUCAUCGGAAGCGAGAUGGACUGGUUGGAGGAUAAGUUGAGUGCCAGGUUUAUUUUCAAGAAUCCCAACAUCACGGAACAAUGUGGGUGUGGCGAAUCAUUUAGCAUU